Messenger RNA from Daldinia vernicosa, 1407 nucleotides. Its product is annotated as vacuolar ATP synthase subunit D1. Gene Ontology annotation, molecular function: proton-transporting ATPase activity, rotational mechanism. The record is from RefSeq and is a predicted model, not a curated record. The transcript is spliced from 4 exons. The coding region runs from base 75 to 1172 and encodes 365 amino acids. Gene Ontology annotation, cellular component: vacuolar proton-transporting V-type ATPase complex; proton-transporting V-type ATPase, V0 domain; fungal-type vacuole membrane. Gene Ontology annotation, biological process: vacuolar transport; proton transmembrane transport; vacuolar acidification. NCBI's taxonomy places the organism in Eukaryota, Fungi, Ascomycota, Sordariomycetes, Xylariales, Hypoxylaceae.
CCAAGCUCCAGAACAUCAACUUUCUUAAAAGAUAUCCUUCCAUCGAUCAACAACAGUACCUAGUAUUCGCCAACAUGGAGGGCCUCUUUUUCAACGUUAACAAUGGUUACAUCGAAGGCAUUGUACGGGGGUACAGGAAUGGCCUUCUGAAUGGUGCUAACUAUAAUAACCUGACGCAAUGCGAGACCAUCGACGAUCUCAAGUUGCAACUCGGUCCUGCUUACGGCGAUUUCCUCGCAUCUCUCCCUCCCAAUCCGUCCACUUCCAGUCUCGCCGCCAAAACAACUGACAAGCUCGUCUCCGAAUUCCGCUACGUCCGCGCAAACGCUGUCGGAUCUCUCGCGCAGUUCUGCGACUACCUAACAUAUGGCUACAUGAUUGAUAACGUAGCUCUUCUCAUCACCGGUACCCUCCACGAACGAGAUACCCGCGAGCUGUUGGACCGAUGUCAUCCUCUCGGCUGGUUCGAGACGAUGCCCGUUCUCUGCGUGGCUACUAACAUCGAAGAACUAUACAACAGCGUGCUGAUAGAGACGCCCCUAGCUCCCUACUUCAAGAAUAGCUUGAGCCACCAAGAUCUGGACGAGUUGAACAUCGAAAUCGUACGGAACACGCUGUACAAAAACUACCUCGAGGACUUCUACAACUUCGUCAACACUCACCCAGAUAUGACCGGCACCCCCACAUCCGAAGUUAUGAGCGAGAUCCUGGAGUUCGAAGCCGACAGACGAGCCAUCAACAUCACCCUUAACUCCUUCGGCACCGAGCUGAGCAAGGCGGACCGUAAGAAGUUAUACCCGAACUUUGGCAAACUCUAUCCCGAGGGUACGCUGAUGCUGUCGAGGGCGGAUGAUUUUGAGGGUGUAAGAUUGGCAGUCGACGGCGUUCCUGAUUACAAGAAUUUCUUGGAGGCUGCAGGGUUGGGUGGUGGACCAUCAGGACCAGGUAACAUGGCUGGCGGGUCUGGCGGCAACGAGAAAAGCUUGGAAGACAUGUUUUACCAGAAGGAGAUGGAGAUUUCGAAGAGGGCCUUCACGAGACAAUUCACAUAUGCCAUCGUGUAUGCAUGGGUAAAACUUAGAGAGCAGGAAAUCCGCAACAUCACGUGGAUCGCCGAGUGCAUAGCACAGAACCAGAAGGACAGGAUCAACAACUACAUCAGCGUAUUCUAAUUUCUCGCAUGCGCUUUUACGAUUACCCUUCGCUCUCUUCGAAACUGUAGAACUAAUGGACGGGAUACCAAGGAAAUAGCGUUCAAAGCUGCGAUUGUCACGGGAUCUUUCUUUUCUUUUUUUUUUCUGGGUUUUUUUUUUCUCAAUGGCGCUAGGCUGAUGGACAGACAGUUAGAGCUCUCGCGCAUCUCGAAUGGCUGGCUGCUGGUGUUUGUUGUAUUGUACAUAAACACAU